This is a messenger RNA of Ambispora leptoticha, 1536 nucleotides long. The record is from the annotation of a GenBank genome assembly. NCBI's taxonomy places the organism in Eukaryota, Fungi, Glomeromycota, Glomeromycetes, Archaeosporales, Ambisporaceae.
AUGGGAGCACCUUUAUCAACACUUAACGAAACCAUUUUCAUCAACAAUACUGAAAUAACUUUACCAUCAUCAUCAACAGAUACUAUAAAAAACGGUAGUAAUUGUCAUAAUACAAAUAUUAUUCCAAUAUUCAUGUCUUCUACUGGCCAAUCGACACAAGCAAUUACUCAUGUGAUCCCGCCUGAAUUAUUUAUUGACGUUUUUAAAAAUAUUCCACCACAAGAACUAUUUGUGGUAGCCCAAGUUUGUAAAUUAUUUAGAGCUAUUUUAUUAUCCAAUCAGAAUAUAUGGAGAACCUCUCGAUUAUCUUUUUGGCCGCAUUUGCCUUUACCGCCACCUGAUGGAAUGGAUGAACCUGCGUAUAUUCAACUCGCGAUGUUAGAAAAAGGAUGUCAGUUCUGUAGAAAACGAAAAUCCGGAUUAAAAGUUUAUUGGGCGUUUCAAGUACGAUGUUGUAAAGAUUGUUUGGCUGAUAUGACAAUCAGUGAUUUCGGUCUUUGGAGUGAAACUUCAAAAGAAUUAUCUUCAACAGAUAAUGACGCUCCUCCAAUCUAUCCUAACAUUUAUGCUCAAUUACCUUAUAUCGUGGUCAAUGGAUUUUAUGGGGAGGAAACGAGAUAUCGUACGGCAGACGUAAAAAUGGCACUCACAAAAUAUGAAUCUAAUCCCGAGGAAUACCUUGCCGAGCUAGUUGACGUCUUAAAGGCAGAGAAUCUUAAAACAUUUAUGGCAGCUGUUGAAUUACGAACUGCGGCUGAUGAUGAGGCGAGAGUUCAUAUUAUUGAGGAGCGAAAGGAUCGCAUAGAGUCAAUACUUGAAGAGUUUUCCAAUGAUAUAAACGAGGAUGGGCUACCUCUUUAUGAACCUGACGUUCUUGAAAAGUGUCCCUCGUACAAGGAAGAAAUUAGUUUACUUGAUCAGCCAUUCACGCCUAAAGAUGAAAUAUCAUUCAGGAAUAAGUUGAAAUACGAGCAUGAAAAUCUUGCUAGUGAAAUUGCAGUCAGAUAUCGCCAAGAAGAUAUUCUUCAUGAAAUUUGGGAAUUGAUUCCGAGCGUUGAAGGAUGCAGCAUUGAUUGUGAAAACCCAAAACAUAUCGAAAAACGUGCAAAAGAGAAAGCGCAAAAAUCUCAGCCCCCUUCGUACAUCAUACCAACGACUGAUUGCAUCUUUGACUGCAUCGAUUGGUGUCCAUCUUUCACUAAUCCUCCGUUUGUGAAUAAUGAUCCAAGAAAUAAUUGGAGUAAAGAAUUUCUAGUCUAUUACCUGAUCCCGAAACUUCGACAGGAAGCUAUCGAGGUGCAGAAAAACGUUCGUCCGUUACCUUAUUGGACUGUAAAAGGUGCUGCUGAACAUAAAAUUUUAUCGGUCGCCAAAGUUUUUCGGUGUCGAUUGUGUUAUGACAAUAAUCGUGUCUUUGAUUAUCGUGGUGUUGAUGCUCAUUUGCAGAAUAGAAUUCACAGUCCUGGAGCUUUGGAUACUAUGGAGAUCGCGGAAGUUGAUGUAAUGCGUGCUUUGAAAGCAAUUUGUAAAGUUUGA